Messenger RNA from Dicentrarchus labrax (European seabass), 2936 nucleotides. RefSeq names its product G-protein coupled receptor family C group 5 member C-like. Bases 427 to 1599 code for a protein of 390 amino acids. Gene Ontology annotation, molecular function: protein kinase activator activity; G protein-coupled receptor activity. NCBI's taxonomy places the organism in Eukaryota, Metazoa, Chordata, Actinopteri, Moronidae. The transcript has 4 exons. The record is from RefSeq and is a predicted model, not a curated record. Gene Ontology annotation, biological process: G protein-coupled receptor signaling pathway. Gene Ontology annotation, cellular component: plasma membrane; signaling receptor complex; intracellular membrane-bounded organelle.
UUUGUUUGGAUGUAAGCUGCCUGAAACAAAUAAGCAGGCUGGAUGUUAAUCUCACAGAAUAUGCAAAGCUGCACACCAUAGAGGUUGGGUUAAGAGACAGAGGGGAUAGAGAGACUGUCUCUUCACGGAGUUAUAGUAACCGUAACUGCUCUGAUGCGACUGCCGGUGAGUCCAUUAUAACAUGGUUGACCAGAGAAGGAGUGGGCAGAUGGAGGACUGUCCAUGAUCACCGCCCGGACUGACUCGUGGAUCCAUUAAGUGAAUAUCUGGAUGCUUUGGAAAUCGGCCGAAUCAUCUGUCAGGAGCCUGAUAAUAGUCGAAACAACAACUAAUAUUACAGGGCAAGGCAAAGUUUUGUGUUUUUUCUAAGGUGGGUUAAUCUCACCUGUUGGAGCUGUGUAUCACUGUCAUCAGUCCGGUGAAGCCAUGGCCAGUGCUCCAAAAGGAUGUGGUCCCACUAUCAGCUCCAUAUAUUACAACCUGUGUGACCUGACUACAGUGUGGGGGGUCGUGGUGGAGGCCGUUGCUGCUGCCGGUGUGGUAACUUCCUUUCUCCUGUUCAUCAUUCUCAUGGCCUCGCUGCCAUUUGUAACAGACAAGAAGAGAAAAGGUAUGGUGGCCCUGCAGGCGGGCAUUCUGAUCUUUACUCUGGGACUCUUUGGACUUUCUUUUGCCUUCAUUGUGGGCCGGUACUCCACUAGCUGUGCAGCACGGAGGUUCCUCUUUGGAGUACUGUUUGCAGGCUGUCUAGCCUGCCUAGCAAUGCAUGGGUUGUGGCUCGCUCUGCUGCAGCGGCGAGGCCGGGGGCCCAGGAGCUGGAUGUUAUGCCUGGGAGCCAUGGGUCUGUGGCUGGUUGAGGUGAUCAUCAACACAGAGUGGCUUAUCAUCACUAUGGUCGGGAGCCCACCCAGAGAUGUCAUUAUCCCUGACCUGUCCUGCAACAUUGCUAACCUGGACUUUGUGAUGUCUCUGAUCUAUGUGAUGGUCCUGUUGCUAGCUGUGGUGCUGAUGCCUGUGCCCUCACUGACACACAAGCACAAGCAGUGGCGCCGAGAUGGAGCUUUCAUCCUGGUCACAGGGCUCCUCACCUUGGCUAUCUGGGUAGCUUGGGUUGUCAUGUACAUAUAUGGGAACAGAGCGGCUGGGAAUGACACCUGGGACGACCCUACUCUGGCUGUAGCUGUGGUGUCAAACGCCUGGGUAUUCCUAUGCCUCUACACCAUCCCAGAGAUCUGCUUACUGACCCAGAAGGACCCAGAUCAGGAAGAGCCACAUGAUGGAGAUGUUUAUCCCGCCAGGAGCAUGGUAUAUGACAACAUCCUGAAGGAGCUGGAGCCACCCCACCAGAACGUGUACAUGGAGAAUAAGGCCUUUUCUAUGGAUGAGCCUCCAGCAGUACCCACAAAGCCAGUGUCUCCAUAUGGUGCUUACAAUGGUCAGCUACGCAGUUGUGUGUACCAGCCCACUGAAAUAGCCCUGAUUGCCAAGGGUCUGACUAAGAUGGACCCAGGCACGCUGUUCCCUCGAGCCAGAACCCCGUCUUUGAAUCCAGGAAGCAGCAGCUCCCUGUCUCGUUCAAUCGACUCCUUACCUUCUUAAGGACUGUCACAUACAGGCAGCGCGAGUCAAGAGUCACCACUCAACGCUCAGUUGUUAGAGCUAUGAAAAAAAAAUCCACCAGCGGUUUGUCCUAGUAUCAAAUGUAACAUGUCCCCCUUUCUCUUCCUCAGGAAGAUGCUUUAAAUAAUAACAGUGUUUAAACUACAGCAAUAGGCGGUAAUGUGACCUAGCUCCUCUCACACACUUCUUAUACUUUAUUUCUUCUAAUGUUCGUGCAUUGUUUGUCUGUUUUGUAUGCACAAGGGCUGAGUGACACGAAUCAAAGGUUGUAAAGACACUGACAAUAUAGGAGAUGGACAUCUUAUGAAGGCAAAUGUAUAAACCGCUCAAAAGUUAGGACUCGCCUGCCACAAAAACUUCAUUCGGUAGUCAGAUGGCUGAGAGCGCUACUCUGUUUUUGAAUGGUCUUUCACGCUUUUAAAUGGUUUAAUAAGAAUUUAGGGUCACUUGUGAUUUUCAAAAUUGAAGGGUAUUUGGGGGGAAAAUGGUUGCAGCAGUAUUCUCCCUUGAUGCAACACUGUGAGGGCAACUCCUAAAUAGAAGUUUGAAUCAUUUAUUCUCAUUUGAGGCUAACACUAUUUCAGAUGUAAAUGACACAUCUGGUGUCUGAAUAGCCUACUGUUUGUACUGUUAAAAAAGCCAGUAUUGAAGAAUAAAAACAUCAAUAUAACAGGUGACCCCAAACUUAUGAGUGGUAGUUUAUGGCCAAAAUGAUUUUCAUAUGGAAAGUUUGCGCCUCAGCUCCUCUAUUUCAUUCCUAUCCUCACUUAAUGGAAAAUAGUGCCCUAUCCGUUUUUUUACUGUCAGCUAUAAACCAGCUUUACUUUACUGUAACUUCAUUCAUUGGACAAAAGAAAAGUAAAUAACCUGAGAUAAAGAGUGGCAUUUAUGUAUCCCUAUGGGGAAGCAUCUACUUUACAUUCUAGCUAAGAGCAAGACCAAAAACUGUUCUGUCUCUACAAAUCUAAAUCCCAAAGUGGAACACUGUGUAACAUUUCCAGGUGACAACUGAUUUUCUGUAGGUGGAGAAACAGUAGACAGGAAUUAGGUGCAGAGUUUAAAGGUCUAUAAUGUAACUGUUACAAGUUUUUAUUCACAAACAUUGAAAAUGUGUGUUCUCACUGAUGUUUUUCUUGUCAUAAAACUGCUGAUUUGUUUCUGUUGUUAAACAUACUCCGUUCACUUGUGAAAUAAUGCUGUGGCAGACUUCCUCUGAAAGCCAUAUGAUUUUGUAGUGUCCUGGAUUUAUAAAAAUUCAACUGUAUGUAAAAGGUAUAAAAAAAUGUAACUUAUUAAACAUAUACAUGUUACUUAAA